ACGUUAUCAGUGUUAUCCCUUAUCACAUAAUGCUUGUGAAUUGUAAAAAUAAAUAUUUAAAAUUUAUCGCAGGAAUUCUUGCCUCCUCACUCCUCAACAUGGCUAAAGUAUUUGGAGUCUUCAAGACUAUAAGGAACAAUUGGAAGAAGUCUGUGUUCUUCACCGCUGUUCUGUCAUAUGGUGCCAAUUUCGCAAAUGAAAAAUAUGAGACUCACAUGUUUAUGUCUCAGUGCUGUAGAACUGUUUCGGCCUAUGGAGAUAUGCCAUUGUCAGUAGACAAAAAACCGAAAAAAGUAACAGUUAUAUUGAAUCCAGCGGCUAAUAAAAGAAACUCUAAAUCUGAUUUUGAAAAAUAUUGUGCUCCUCUAUUAUAUUUGGCUGGUUACUCAGUUACCAUCCUCACAACAGAACGAGAGGGCGGUGCUAGAAGUUUGGUAGAAAAUUUAAUCGGUGAAACAGAUGCUCUUAUUGUAGCUGGAGGUGACGGCACUCUAUCAGAGGUAGUAACUGGAUUGUUAAGACGUUUAAAGGGUGAUACAUCUCUCACAGAACAUUUACCGAUUGGAAUUUUACCGCUUGGACGCACAAACAAUGUCGCUCGACAAUUGCUACAACCCCAGGAUGACAACCAUGUGCAUUUUCUUACCAACGCAACUAUGGCUAUUAUUAAUGAGGUUAAUUCUGCUCAUCCUGUUGUAAAAAUUGAAAAUUUGGAGAGUCCAAAUCCAGAAAAGUGUGUCUAUGCUUUGAAUAGUAUUGAAUGGGGUGCAUUAAGAGAGGCCAAAGUGACCCGUGAUCAGUAUUGGUAUUUUGGUAAAUUAAGAAAUUUUGCUGCUUUUGUGUUUGGCAACCAAUUUCUCCACUACACAGUAGAUGCUGAAUUAGAAUACAGUCCCCCGUGCUCUGGUUGCAGUAAUUGCUAUAGUAACACUGCCAUCAAUAAAUCCUCUAGUUUAUUUUCUUGGAUAAGUUGGGUUUUUACAUUUAAAAGAAAUUCUGGUGGUACAGAUUAUUCAAAAAUAACCAAUCCCGAAUGUAGUAAUUAUUCAAAAGUUCCAAUCAGAACUUUUAAUGUCAAUAUUAAUUUAGAUGUCAAAGAGACACCAGUUUUAAGAAUAAAUGUUGGUCCAGAAAAUAUUUCUUACUCUGAAUUUGUGAAGGAAGGUUAUUUAAAAUUUAGAGACGAAAAUAGUAAAAUUCAAAAUUCCAUUAUAGAAGCUAAAGAUGUGACAGUAACACCUCAUGUUAACGAUGAAAAUAAAUGGCUGUCUAUUGAUAAUGAGGAUUACGAAGUUAAGCCAAUGAAAUUAUCAUUAUUACCAAAUGCGGUAUAUUUAUUCAAGCCUGACAAUUCAAUAAAUCAAAAUCAGUCUCAAAAGAAAAGUGAUCAAGAAUCAAGUUUGUCAUUAGAUAAUUUUAGAAAUCACAUUGGCUUAAAACAAUUUAUUUAAUUAAAUGUUUUUAGUGUGGACUGAAAUAUAUUCAUACACUUAUUAUGUACAUUAUCUUGUACAAUUCUUUGAUUGUUCAAUUUGUAAAACUAGGUACAUAAAUUCUAAUAUAUUAUAAAACUUUUUGUUAUUAAAAGUAUUUCAUAAUCUAAGAAAAAUUGCAAAGAAAAAAAAAUUGACUAGUUAGCUAUAGAAUUAAUACAAUUUUUAUAUUUGGAAUUAAAUGUCCCUAAAAGAGCCAAGAGGUUGGGCAUUAGCAUGUAAUUCUGCUUCACAGUUGCAAAAGCCCCUUUUAAAAGUUGAUGCAGUAACGUCAAAGUUGAGCUCUUCAGCUGGCCACUGCCAUCCAGUACACUAUUUAGUAUUUAUAAAUUAUGUUAGUUUUAAAAUUGAAAUAAAACGGUUAGCUAUAACCUAUAGGUUAGCAACUGCCAAUUUGUUAUCUAUAAUGCUCAAUUUUUACAUCAUAAUGUACCUACAAUUUCUAAAUGACUGCAAUAUAGGAAUGAAAAUGAUUCAUUGUUUUUAGAUUGUAUGUACACUUAAAUGAUAUUUUGAUAUUAAAUAAAGGUAGUUAUUUUUAUUGAACAAAUUAAA
This is a messenger RNA of Myzus persicae (green peach aphid), 2048 nucleotides long. Its product is annotated as acylglycerol kinase, mitochondrial-like. Gene Ontology annotation, molecular function: ATP-dependent diacylglycerol kinase activity; acylglycerol kinase activity; ceramide kinase activity. Gene Ontology annotation, biological process: ceramide biosynthetic process; protein insertion into mitochondrial inner membrane. NCBI's taxonomy places the organism in Eukaryota, Metazoa, Arthropoda, Insecta, Hemiptera, Aphididae. Bases 30 to 1451 code for a protein of 473 amino acids. Gene Ontology annotation, cellular component: mitochondrion; TIM22 mitochondrial import inner membrane insertion complex. The transcript has 7 exons. The record is from RefSeq and is a predicted model, not a curated record.